Messenger RNA from Plutella xylostella (diamondback moth), 1152 nucleotides. RefSeq names its product Huntingtin-associated protein 40 kDa (gene Hap40). The record is from RefSeq and is a predicted model, not a curated record. Gene Ontology annotation, molecular function: protein binding. Gene Ontology annotation, cellular component: early endosome. Lineage: Eukaryota; Metazoa; Arthropoda; Insecta; Lepidoptera; Plutellidae. Gene Ontology annotation, biological process: vesicle cytoskeletal trafficking.
GUAACUUCUGCAACAAUAAAAUAAAUAGCAAAAAUCUAAAAUAAUUCAACAGAAAUUCAAAUACUGUUUGUAUCACGGCUCCCUGCUUCAAUAGAUAAUUUCAUAAUGUCGACCGAUUUAGAUGCAAGUUUCGUUGAACAAUACAUAAACAUUAACACAAAACUCAAAAAGCGAUUCAUGCGAAAACCAAACAUAACAGAAGCCACAAACGAGUUUAAUGCCUUAGCAAUCCAGUGUGAGCAUUCUGAGCAGCCAGGCUUCGCGGGCCACUGCUACGUGGGAGCGGCCAAGUGCGAGAGCUCAGCAGGCAACACCCUGGGAGAGGCUGAGUACUACUUGACUGCUGCUCGGCAGUUCAUGAAGGCGGAGAUGAAACUCAGUUCUCUCAAGUGCUAUAGUCCUACUCGAGAGAAUCUGGAGGCCGCAAUAGGUGCCUACAUCCAAGCCAUGAACAAAUACCCGGAGAAGUCUCCUCUCCGCACAUCCAUUCUGCUGGAGCUUGCCAACAGCCUGGUGUUGCUCGGAAGCCUCCUGGAGGCGCUGGCGUACUACCAGCAGGCACUGGAGACCAUGGAUGAGGGGAACCUCAUGAGGGUCAAGUGUUUGAGCAAUAUACUCAGAUUGAAUAUACAGAAGGGGAGAUAUGAUAUGGCGCUUGAAACAGCAGACACAAUUUGUGAUUCCAAGUUGAAUAUACCUGAACACACUUUGACUGAAAUACAAAUAACCAGAAUAUUACUGGGAGUGCUGGAAGAACACGCUGAGCGGAAGCCCUCCCUACAGAAACUAUUCAAUGACCUCCUCAAUGAUAAUGCAGUGCCAUUCAACUGCGACCUGAAGCUGAAACUGCAGUCGAUCGUGAUGUGCGGGCUCGCGCGCGACGUGGAGGCUCUCACAGCGGUCUCGGCAGACGUUGGUGGGUUCCUGACGCUGCAGCAGCGGGAUCUACUCAAUGCUAUUAUAAGGAAGAUGGAGAGAAAUCAGUAGAUUGAUGAUGAUGAUGAAUGAAUGGAUGGAUGAUGUUGAAUAUGUGAAAUAUUGUUGACAUGGUUAUGAAGAGUGCUUAUUUAUAUUUUGUAAAUAUAAGUAUUUAUGUUAUGUACAAGUAUAGUAAAGUGAUGUAUGGUGUAUAAAAUGUAUAAAUGAUAAUGG